Epithele typhae is the source of this 2679-nucleotide messenger RNA. Its product is annotated as cation/H+ exchanger. Gene Ontology annotation, biological process: proton transmembrane transport. Gene Ontology annotation, molecular function: antiporter activity. The coding region runs from base 1 to 2679 and encodes 892 amino acids. Gene Ontology annotation, cellular component: membrane. The record is from RefSeq and is a predicted model, not a curated record. Lineage: Eukaryota; Fungi; Basidiomycota; Agaricomycetes; Polyporales; Epitheliaceae. The transcript has 8 exons.
AUGACGGUCCUUGUCGCCCACGUUGCUGGACUUGUCCGCAGAGCACAAGCUCCUGAACAGGCAGGUAUCUUCGCCGGCCAGAAUCCCGCGACAUGGAACAAGUCGGAUCCCCUUCGUUUGUGGAUCAUCCAGCUUGUUAUUAUCAUUGGCAUGACCCAGGUCCUCGCUCUCUUCCUCUCUCGCAUUCGCCAGCCUCGCGUCAUCGCAGAGGUCAUUGGGGGCGUCAUCCUCGGCCCGACCAUCAUGGGCAGGAUACCCAACUUCACGAAGACUGUCUUUCCCCCUGAGUCCAUCCCCGGUCUCGCCCUCACCGCAAACAUCGGACUCGUCCUCUUCCUCUUCCUCGUGGGUAUGGAAAUAGACACCCGCGUCAUCCGGCGCAAUGCCAAGGCGUCCGCGAUCGUCUCAGUCGCCGGUCUUGUCAUCCCCCUCGGACUUGGCGCGGCUGUCGCUGUACCCAUCUACCACGAAUUCACGGAUGGCUCGUCCCCUUUCGGUCUCUUCGUCCUCUUCGUCGCCGUCGCAGUCGGAAUUACCGCCUUCCCCGUGCUUUGCCGCAUCCUUACGGAGCUCAAGCUUCUCGACACCACUGUCGGGGUUGUAGUUUUGUCCGCAGGUGUUGGUAAUGAUGUGGUCGGAUGGAUCUUGCUCGCGCUUACCGUCGCGCUCAUCAACGCGUCCAGUGGGCUGACGGCACUCUGGGUGCUUCUGAGCGGUGUUGCUUACGUUCUCUUCGUAUGCUUCCCGGUCAACUGGGGCUACCGAUGGGUUGCGAAGAAGUCCGGGAGCCUCGAUGCUGGAGUGCCCUCGGCGAUGAUGAUGACUGUCACGGUCGUCUUGGUCUUCAUCUCGGCCUUCUACACGGAUAUCAUCGGCAUUCACCCUAUUUUUGGCGGCUUUAUCGCCGGCUUGAUCAUACCCAAAGACAAUGGAUAUGCCAUUGCGCUGGUAGAGAAACUAGAAGAUCUCGUGGCGAUUGUUCUCCUGCCCAUCUACUUCGCACUCUCUGGGCUGAACACCAACUUGGGUCUCCUCAAUGAGGGUAAAACUUGGGGUUACGUCUUCCUCACUUGCACCGUGGCUUUCUUUGCCAAAUUCUUGGGGGCCGGUAUUGCUGCAAAGCUGGCUGGGUUUAACCUCCGCGAGUCCAGCGCAAUCGGGGCUUUGAUGAGUUGCAAAGGUCUUGUCGAGCUCAUCGUACUCAAUGUUGGUCUGGCCGCAGGUGUUCUCGACCAGCGUACCUUCUCGAUGUUUGUACUGAUGGCGCUCAUCCUGACAUUCGUCACCACGCCUCUCACCAUCCUCUUCUACCCUCCGAAGUACCGCGUUCACGCCGGUCAAAUCCCCGUGACACGUGGCGAGUCUUCUGUAGAGGCUGGAGGAACCGCCGACCAAAGCGAGUUCAAGGAGCUGCUCAAGACGCGGUUCUCUGUCGUUGUGGACAAGAUUGAUCAGCUCCCGGCUGUCAUGACCCUCACCCAACUACUUCAGCGUCCCACUCCGCUCGUCUAUGCAUCGCUUCAGUCGUCCACCAACAUACCCGACGAGAAAGCUUCUGAGGCUGGCGUUCCUUCUUUGGCUCACAGCACCCGUCCGCGUAUGGACACGAAGAUAACCAUCAACGCCCUCCGCCUCAUCGAGCUCACAAACCGUACGUCGGCUGUCCUCAUGUCCCAGGCCGCGGACGCCCUCCUUCACAGUGACCCUAUCCUCGCGAUCUUUAAAACUUUCGGGUACCUCAACCGGGUCGCUGUGUCCACCGCCCUUGCUGUCGUUGGCUAUGAUGACUUCUCGGAGAACAUCGCCGAGCACGCGCGGAACUCCUCCAGCCAGAUGGUUAUCAUCCCCUGGACCAGCGAUGGUGCGUCGAUCGACGACGUCGCGAAGGCUCAUGCGGAGAACGAGUCGUCCGGCCCCUCAACUUCUCCCUUCGAUGUGCUCUUCCAGCAGAAGCGUGAGCGGGACCACAACGCGCUCUCUGCGAGCUCGCACUACCUGAGGCGCGUGUAUGCCGAGGCGCCCGCCGACGUCGCGCUGUUCUGGGAGCGCGGGUACGCGCAGGGGUUGGACGGAGACGUGCGGUACGAGGUGUUCAUGCCAUUCUUUGGCGGGCCGGACGACCGUGCGGCGCUCGCGUUCGUAGUGCAACUGUGCAUGAGCCCUUUGGUGUCGGCGAAGGUUGUGAAGAUGAAGAAGGUGGACGGCGAGCCGAUCGUUCCGGUGGACUCGAUUGGGGAGAUAAAGGCGAACUUGCACAAUACCAUUCACAGCACUGUUUUCCCCGACACUGUUUAUGGCGCGCAGAACACCGAGGUCGCGCUCGCUUCGGAGACGGCUGACAACCUGCUCUGGGCGAAGGUCACGCAAGACACAGCCCCGGAGUUCGCGGAUGCUCUCUCGCGCAUCUACUUCUCGGAAGAGGGCUCGCCUUCGCCCCUCCAAGCCGUCAUCGACCUCGCCACGAAGCAAGCCCGCCCUGAUGCGCGGCAGCUCGUCGUCGUGGGCCGCUCCCGCCGGAUGGCGGUCGAGAGCCACCGCGCGGAGCUGCAAGUGCUGUACGCCACGCGCGGGGGGCCGCUUGGGUCGGAGCUGCCGAAGACGUUGGGCGACGUCGCGGCCGGGUUCGUCGCUGCGGGCUCUAGCGCGAGCAUGCUGGUGAUGCAGGCGGCGCGGCGGUAG